AGGGGGCGGGGCCGGCGCGGCCGUUCAAGGCAGGGGGCGGGACGUCUCCGAGCGGCGGGGCCAAGGGAGGGCGCAACAGCUGCUACCUCAACACUUUCUGACCCAACGGUCACCCAGCGCCGGACUCGCUGCGCCCCGGCGACUCUAGGGACCCCUGGCGCCUACACUUAGCUCCGCGCCCGAGAGAAUGUUGGACCGACGACACAAGACCUCAGACUUGUGUUAUUCUAGCAGCUGAACACACCCCAGGCUCUUCUGACCGGCAGUGGCUCUGGAAGCAGUCUGGUCUAUAGAGUUAUGGAUUCACUACCAGAUUCUACUGUAUGCUCUGACAACUAUGACCACAAUGGUCCACCCACAAAUGAAUUAUCAGGAGUGAACCCAGAGGCACGUAUGAAUGAAAGGUUGGGAGGCUAUGUGUGACUGGAAGGAUGUCCUGCCGGGUGGCGAGAAGCAGAGAAUCGGCAUGGCCCGCAUGUUCUACCACAGGCCCAAGUACGCCCUCCUGGAUGAAUGCACCAGUGCUGUGAGCAUCGACGUGGAAGGCAAGAUCUUCGAGGCGGCCAAGGACACAGGCAUUGCCCUGCUCUCCAUCACCAACUGGCCCUCCCUGUGGGAGUACCACUCACACUUGCUACAGUUCGAUGGGGAGGGCGGCUGGAAGUUCGAGAAGCUGGACUCGGCUGCCCGCCUGAGCUUGACAGAGGAGAAGCAGCGGCUGGAGCAGCAGCUGGCAGGCAUUCCCAAGAUGCAGCGGCACCUCCAGGAGCUCUGCCAAAUCCUGGGCGAGGCCGUGGCCCCAGCGCACGUGCCGGCACCUAGCCCGCAAGGCCCUGAUGGCCUCCAGGGUGCCUCCACCUGACGCCACCAUCCCCAACCCCUGCCCCGCCCCCAAGCUCGAAUCACAUGAAGGAGACAGCAGCACCCACCUGCGCACACACCCCUCCCCUGCAUGCCUGGCCCCUCGUCCUAGAAGACCCUUCCCGACCUCGGGAAGUAGAUGUGGAGGGUGGCGCCCUGCGUUACCCUCGCCCUGUCCCUCCCACUCCCUGGGGGGGCUGUUCCACAGUGACUGGGCCCUGUCCAGGGCAGUGAGUCCUCUACUUUGCUCCAUGGAGGAAGCUGGGGUACAAGGGGCCCAGUGCUGGCCACACAGCAGCGCAGCCAAGCCCCAGGAGCCCCUCAGGCCACAGCCCCUGGUGCUGCAGGUGGCCUCCCUCCUCGUCAGUCUCUCAAAGACCCCAUGGUCCAUCCCCUAAGGGUGGCCAGCCAAGGCUCCCAUCCCAUGCGAUGCCAUAAAAGCCGCCCAGUGGUACCCACGGUCACAAAGAGCGCCUCACCUGCAUCCUCUCCCCCACAAGAGCCCCGAAGAUCCCACGGGAGAGGGACGCACAGCACUGCCUGCGGAGCGAGAAUGUAGUCCCCGCCCCCUCAGCCCCUCACCUUCUCUUUCUACAGCCUAAUUUAUUGGAUUCCCUAUUCGUAGCCAUCUCUGUGGCCAAUGUGACUACCCUGCCAGCAGCGGGGGCAGCCCAGCCUCUGAGUCCCCUGGGUCCCCUGCUCCCACCAGUGCCAAACCCAGCCCCUGUGGGUGUCACCCCGCCAGCCUACACUACCAGCCGCCACCUGGCCACACGGGCCUCUGCUUGCUAGCCGGGAGUGCGGACACUAUGUUCCCAGCUCAGUGCCAAACGGGUCACCAGGGGGAGCUGUCUGCAGAGCCAGCGCCUGCCCGAGAGAGACCCCACCGCCACUGUGUGCCUUUCCCGGGCCCUCAGCCCUCAGGCCGGGCGCCAUCCCGAGUCACCCCAGUAAAAGCCUCCAUUGGCAAAUGCAGUCCUUCC
This is a messenger RNA of Gorilla gorilla gorilla (western lowland gorilla), 1844 nucleotides long. RefSeq names its product ATP-binding cassette sub-family D member 1-like. Gene Ontology annotation, cellular component: peroxisomal membrane. Gene Ontology annotation, molecular function: long-chain fatty acid transmembrane transporter activity; ATPase-coupled transmembrane transporter activity; ATP binding. The transcript is spliced from 7 exons. Bases 398 to 862 code for a protein of 154 amino acids. Gene Ontology annotation, biological process: fatty acid beta-oxidation; peroxisome organization; very long-chain fatty acid catabolic process. The record is from RefSeq and is a predicted model, not a curated record. Lineage: Eukaryota; Metazoa; Chordata; Mammalia; Primates; Hominidae.